Zychaea mexicana is the source of this 2188-nucleotide messenger RNA. RefSeq lists its product as uncharacterized. NCBI's taxonomy places the organism in Eukaryota, Fungi, Mucoromycota, Mucoromycetes, Mucorales, Lichtheimiaceae. The transcript is spliced from 6 exons. The record is from RefSeq and is a predicted model, not a curated record. Bases 201 to 2060 code for a protein of 619 amino acids.
GGUGUUUUCGCAAAUGUUACAGUGCCAGUACCCCUCGGUCUGUUUGCUUCCAGGCAGCAAAUAAGAAUCUUGGUUACAGUACCAACAAUUCACCUUGACAGGAAGAUCAGUAAAACCCAAGAAUCCAAGAAGCACUGUUCUCCAUGGGGGACGCCUAUUGCUUUCCCUUUACAAUUAUCUAAACUGGAUCCUCCAAAACAAUGGACUCCUCGUCACAAACCGACGAAUUCUUUGACGACUGGGGAUCGCCUGGCUUUAGGGACCAGCUGUUUCGGAAUGUCGCCUUAGCCGAAAAACAGGCAGAGCAAGCGCUUGCCACCAACAGCAAUAACAACCUGUUUUCACAUAAAAAAACGCACGGUGAUAUCCACGAACGUCCUUGCACGGCAUUCCACGUUUUUCGAGACCCAUUACAGCGUGAGAAUCGCGUCACCGUGCCACCGCAGCAACAGCAACAGACUUUGAAACCGUUACGCGAAAUCGAUACCAAUCAGCAUGAGAAUAGUAAUGUUUAUGGCGACAAUCAGAAGAAAAAAGGAAGUCAACCUGUCCUUGAUUCCAAACAAGGAACAACAACCACAUGCUCCGCCAAAAUGGAGAUACAAGCAACGCUCCCUGCUAAGAUAAACCAACCCCAACUGCCGUUAUCACCACUACAGUUGUCAUCCAAUAUGGAUACGAAAAAGACGGAAUCUGACGAAGACGAAGAAAUGUGGGGAAUAGAAUUCGACAUUGAUUUUCCAUCUUUGAUAAACGACUUGGAGAAUAGUGGCAGCAGUACCCAGCUUGACCAGGCCUCUAAUGAGCCCAAUAAGCAGCAACAGGAGACAAAAGACGCGCUUUUCAUAAAACCACUGAUGGAAUCGACAUUGGACAAGUUUGGUGGAUUCAUGACUGCGGGUAGCAAAAAGUCAGUGGCAAUCGAUAGCACGGCUCGACAAAAGGCACUCGCAUUUUUCAAUAAUGCUCCUACCACGAUCACCAAAUCCAGUCAAACCAAUUUACCUUCUAAUGAUCGGGAAGAUUGUAGUCCUAAGCAGACGGUCGACAGCAGACUACCACUGCCAGCAUCAUCGUCCUCAUCAUCACCACCAGUAAGCGCGCAAGCGACGUCCGUAACGAGUGGAAAGAACAGCACCUUUGACUAUAUCGAUACCCUGAACGCUCAAAAUCAAAAGAAACCUGUUCCAACAAAGUUAGGUGGAUUCACUACUGGUUCUGGUCGUCCUGUCGCUUCUAGCUCUAAAGAAGCCUUACGCAAAGCCGAAGAUUUGUUACAAUUAAUUCAAUCACUCAACGAAGAGUCCAAGGAACCAGAGAAAAAAGAAAAACAGCAGACAUUGCAUGUACCUGCGCAUGUUGAAGAACAGCCUUCGAAAUGUGGCGAGAAACGCCCUGCCGAAAAUGACAUUGGUCCUGACAAUAUAGACAACGAGGAAUUGCAGUUCAAGUACGAGGAUGUGCUAUCGCACUAUGGAGGCUUUAUGAUGGGCAAUAGCAGAACUACAAUAUCGGUAUCUGCAGAUGCAAAGCAACGAGCCGUUGCCCUUUUUAAUACUUCUGAAACGACGAGAGAGCUCACACAAGCCUCACAAUCUCCAUUAUCACAACGACCUUUCCCUCCUUCAUCGCCGUCCUCUUCAGCAAACUCACAGCAAGCAUCACCAUUACGGAGGACAAUAUCUUAUGAAGACGAGCCACAAUUACAGUUAUCACCGCAAAAGCCUAAUGAAACGCUCGACAGCAGGUCACAGCAACGCGAAGCGACACCACCACCACCACCAUCGGUACCCCCAGCACAAGAACAGCUUUCUGCUCCUACUCCAACACAAAAGCCAAUGGAGCAAGUACGUCCCUCACCUCCACACAAACGGUUAAAAAGACGACAUGUAGCAGCAAAUCCGAAAAUGAAGCCAUUUAAAUCGCCAGUUCUCCAAGAGAAUUACGAACUCACCAAGGCUGCUGCUUCUGGAAAAUUGCCCUCCUGCUCGAUUCAAUGUAAAGGACGAACCGUAUUUUCCAUGCAUGCUAGGAAAGCCUCUUCAGCACAGUCUCAAUGAUCUCAAGAAUAUGAAUAUCUCUGAUGAAAUUCUGCAUUUGACUGCUGCUGAUGCCGGUAAAGUACGGUUCUCUAACUGGGGCCCUAAAGAAGCUUAUAAAGCUAUAUGUAAGGCUGGUGUUCUGGACC